CGAGAAAGCUCCUGGCAUUGAAGGUAAGCGCUUUUGACUAUCACAGUUGGCACACCUCACUGCGCUUGUCAGAUGCCACUGAAAUCACAUACCCAGACCCAGCCCAUCCUGAGUAUGCACGACAGCUCGCGUCCGCUGCAGCAGGCGGACUGCUGGACUUGGCCCCAGACAUUCCCAGCGUCCAUAUCCCACCGGACAACGUUCUCAAGCUGCAAGUCAGAUUCGGGCAGAUGAGGGCCGCCACUACAGCUGCUGGCACCACUGGCAGCCAGCACCGCACCACUGUAUCCGAUGCUCGUGCAUCCCAGUCGUGCACUGCGGCAGCGUGGCUUGCUGACAGGGUGCAGGAGGAGCCUGGGUAUGCUGCCUUCAAGUCUGGCCAGCACCACGUCCAGUCGAACGCGGCCGUCGUGGCAUCGUGGCAGUUUGCGGUACGAUUCUGCGAGAGGUACAGCCAGAAGCCAUGUCCAGGUGAACCAAGUGACCGCCGGUCUCAGAGCAUUGUCAGAGGGCCGCGCAUCAAGAAAAAAGAGGUACAGGAUGCCCUUGGGGUGGGGUCAACAUGGAUGACAGAGGCGCAGCAGGCGGUGCGCAUCUUGCGGCAAUAUGGUGAAGGGGGGACCUCACCCAGGCAGGCUGUGAUAGCCAAGUGUGCCUCAAUCAGCGAGAAGGCUGGUGCACGAGAUCUUCUGGCUUAUUUGCGUACACAGUGUAACUGACUUAAUGUGAAUUUACCUUUUCUCUGGC
This is a messenger RNA of Suillus clintonianus, 747 nucleotides long. RefSeq lists its product as uncharacterized. Lineage: Eukaryota; Fungi; Basidiomycota; Agaricomycetes; Boletales; Suillaceae. The transcript has 3 exons. The record is from RefSeq and is a predicted model, not a curated record. The annotation marks the transcript as partial.